Molecule: messenger RNA, 2538 nt
Organism: Penicillium canariense
Lineage: Eukaryota; Fungi; Ascomycota; Eurotiomycetes; Eurotiales; Aspergillaceae
Product: GH92 family glycosyl hydrolase
Exons: 3
Coding region: 1-2538 (845 amino acids)
Biological process (GO): protein quality control for misfolded or incompletely synthesized proteins; carbohydrate metabolic process; glycoprotein catabolic process
Cellular component (GO): cytosol; nucleus
Molecular function (GO): peptide-N4-(N-acetyl-beta-glucosaminyl)asparagine amidase activity; carbohydrate binding
Source: RefSeq, a predicted model, not a curated record
AUGGGGAUGGCCAUCAUUCUGCCAGUGCUUCUUGCCCUCGCUGAGAGUGUCGUCACCCUCGCCGCAGGCCAGACGGGCAGCGAUUGCAAGCGUGACAAACCCAGGUACCAUGAAGACGCGGGGGUGCUCAAAUAUGUCAAUCAUCUCAUUGGCACCUAUGGCAUGACGCCGAACGGGAACGGUGGCAUGAUCCCAUCGGUCGCACCGCCGUUUGGUAUGACUCGGUGGACACCACAGACGCGAGAGAACUUCAUCUCGCAGGUCCCCUAUGGAGACAGCGACCGCCUGAUACAUGGCUUUCAAGCCACACACCAGCCGGCGAUUUGGAUGGGUGAGGCAGGCCAGGUAGUGCUGACCCCCGGACUGGGAGAAGUGCAACCGCUCUUCCAGAACCGAGGACUCGCGUUCCGGAAGGAGGAAGAACAUAGCACGGCCUAUGUGUAUGAGGUUCUUGUUGAUGCGACACAGCUUGUGAACCGGAACUGGAAUGCCACAGCAGAGGCAGUUGGAGAUGGUCCAGUUCCAGGGGGGGCAGGUGCCGUGCCGGAUAAUGUGGAAGAAGGUACAAAUGGGAGAUCGCGAAAACGUGAGAUACAACCGGAGCCAUUAAGCAGCGAUGGCUCUGAAGGAGAUGCCUACCAACGCUCUAUCCAAAUCGCCCUCUCCGCCAAUGCUCAUGCAGGGCACCUCCGAUUUGAUUUCCAGCAAUGUGGGGAUAUUCCUGAUCACCAGCGCCUUCAGCCCUGGGUUUUCAUCGAAGUUUCUCGACGAAAUUGGACAGGCGAUGUCCAUGUCGACGUUGACAGCCGAGAAAUAUACGGCUACAACACUGAGCGACAGGAUUACCUCCUUGGUCCCGACUAUGCACCAUCCUUCAAAGGAUAUUUUGUUUCCCGCUUCUCGGAGCCCUUUGAGGAAGUGGGAGUCACCAAUGGAAACGACGUUGUCGACAAUGCAUACGAGCGACAUGGGAAUUUCACUGGGGCCUACGUCAAGUUUCAGAGGGGCGUACGCAGGGUCGAGGUACGGACUGGCGUUUCAUACGUCAGUAUUGAACAAGCGCGGACAAAUUUGGCUCUUGAGAUGCCCAAUGACGCAACAUUUGAGAGCACUGUCGCAAACGUGAAGCAGCAGUGGCUCGAGAAACUCGACCGCGUUACUAUCGACGGAGUCAAUGAUACUGAUUCGGAUCAUGAUCCUCGCACCAUCUGGUAUACCGGCCUUUUUCACGCAUUACAGUACCCCAGUGACUUUUCAGAACCAUCUUUGAAUGGCAAGGACAUAACCCGUGUCUUUUACUCCGGGUACACGGACAGGGUACACACGGCAGAUGACUCUUACUAUCAGUCGUGGUCCCUCUGGGACACCUACCGGGCGGAGCAUUCUCUUCUUACACUUUUCGCGCCAGAACGGGUGAAUGGUAUGAUGCGUACCUUGCUUCGCAUUUUCGACUGGUCUGGGUGGUUACCCAUGUGGGCGAAUCUGAUCGAAACAAACAUCAUGAUUGCUACAAAUGCGGAUGUAGUGCUCGCCAACGCACUCGAACGUGGGUUCCGUGGCUUCGACCUAGCAAAAGCCUGGGCUGCAGUUAAGAAGGAUGCGUAUACACCGCCGGAUCAUGACACAGAGCUUCUUUACUAUGACCGCGAGCCACGCACUCCUUACGAAGCUCGUGCGGGGCUCACCGCUUAUAUCAAGCAAGGAUGGGUGCCCAACGAUGGUUGGUCCGAGUCGGCGAGUCGUACCUUGGACUAUGCGUUUAAUGACUAUGCCUGCUCUGUGGUUGCGGGCCACGCUGGAGCUGAUAUGAAUAUCAUCACGGCGCUCCAGGGCCGAAGUCGAAACUACGUCAACCUUUGGAACAAUGACACUCAGUUUAUGCAGGCCCGCAAUGCGAACGGCACAUGGGCCAACAAUACCUGGGGCUGGACAGAGGGCGAUGACUGGGUCUAUACCUUUGACGUGAUGCAUGAUGUCAAGGGGUUGGCUAAACUCUUUGGUGGUCGGGAGUCUAUGCGUCAUAAGCUAGAUGCACAUUUCCAAGGCGGGCACAAUGAACAUAGCAAUGAGCCGAGCCAUCAUGUUCCUUAUCUCUACUCUGUGCUUGGCUUUUCAUCCCAAGCCGCGGAGGAAAUCCGGAAGAUUGCCUGGAGCAACUACAACACCACUAGUGGUGGACUAAGUGGCAAUGAGGAUCUUGGGCAAAUGAGCGCAUGGUACGUUUUUUCCGCUCUCGGAUUCUAUCCCGUCAACCCAGCAAGUGACGAAUACAUUGUGGGCACACCGUUUUUCGAGAAAGUAUCCAUCCGCCUCCCCGGCAGGGCGGCGACGGGAGGUGCCAUGGCCAACCAGCCAGAAAAGGUUCUUGUCAUCAGUGCCCCAGGGGCACCGGCCAAACCGUAUAUCAAAAACUUAAAAGUGGACGGGAAAGAUAUAUCUCGGCCCAUUUUGCGGCAUGGUGAUAUUGUUCAUGCGACAAAUAUCGAAUUUGAGAUGAGCGAUGUUCCUACAUCAUGGGGUACAAACCCUCUAUGGUAG